This is a messenger RNA of Cajanus cajan (pigeon pea), 2759 nucleotides long. It is a transcript of the gene ERD4, whose product is annotated as Early-responsive to dehydration stress protein (ERD4). The record is from RefSeq and is a predicted model, not a curated record. Gene Ontology annotation, molecular function: calcium-activated cation channel activity. Lineage: Eukaryota; Viridiplantae; Streptophyta; Magnoliopsida; Fabales; Fabaceae. Gene Ontology annotation, cellular component: plasma membrane.
CAUUAUUUCCGUUCUCACACACACACUCAUCCCACUCUUUCUUUCCACGCAACGCAUUCUUCAAACCCAAAACAAAACCUUCUUUACAUUAAUUCACCCAAAGCGUUACAAGGGUACCCCACAACAACUACCACCUUCGCCAUUCGCUAUUCAAAAUAUCUCCUUUCAUCUUCUUAUUAACGGAAACCACCACCCGUAACUGUUGCUUUGAAUGAGGGAAGUAGUAACGGUUGGGGGGGCAUUGCAUUGAUGUGUCACAACAAGUGAGGGACUUUUGUGAUUGUAGUAGAGAGAAGAAGAAGAAGAAGAGGCCAAGAUGGAAUUUUCUUCGUUCUUGACGUCUUUGGGAACUUCGUUUGUGAUAUUCUUGGUUUUGAUGAUUGUGUUUGCGUUGCUAUCGAGUAGGCCUGGGAACAAUGUGGUGUACUACCCCAACAGGAUCCUCAAGGGGUUGGAGCCCUUGGAGGGAGGCUACAAGACCCGCAACCCUUUCUCUUGGAUCAAGGAGGCCGUCUCUUCUUCAGAAAAAGAUGUUAUUGCCAUGUCAGGGGUCGACACUGCCGUUUACUUUGUUUUUCUCACCACUGUGUUGGGUAUCCUAGUUUUAUCUGGAGUUAUUCUGCUACCGGUUCUUCUGCCCCUUUCUAUUACUGACAAUGGUGGGAAGAAACAAACAACUAGUGAAGGAACUUUCAAUGAGCUUGACAAGUUAUCAAUGGCUAACAUCACGGCAAAGAGUUCAAGGUUGUGGGGAUUUCUCAUUGCCUGCUAUUGGGUUUCAGUUGUUACGUAUGUUCUCCUAUGGAGGGCUUACAAACAUGUGUCAUGGCUGCGAUCUGAAGCUUUUAAGUCUCCUGAUGCAAAGCCUGAACAGUUUGCUAUAGUUGUGAGAGACAUACCUCCUGUUCCUCAAGGUCAGACUAGGAAGGAACUAGUUGACACUUAUUUUAAAGCCAUCUAUCCUGAGACAUUUUACAGGUCUAUGAUUGUAACAGACAACAAAGAGGUGAACAAGAUUUGGGAGGAGUUAGAAGGGUAUAAGAAGAAGCUUGCCCGCACUGAAGCAAUAUAUGCAGGGUCUAAAACAACUGCCAAACCAGAAGGAACAAGACCUACAAACAAGACUGGAUUCCUUGGACUGAUUGGUAAAAAGGUGGAUAGCAUAGAGUAUUACAAUGAGAAGAUUAAUGAACUUGUUGCCAAAUUGGAAUCUGAGCAAAAGGUCACGCUCAGAGAGAAGCAGCAAGAUGCUGCUCUGGUAUUUUUUUCAAAUAGGGUGGUUGCAGCAUCUGCAGCUCAGAAUUUGCAUGCACAAAUGGUUGACACUUGGUCAGUCUGUGAUGCUCCUGAAUCCCGUCAACUAAUAUGGCCUAAUUUGAAAAUCAAGUUUUAUCAGAGAGAGUUAAGGCAGUAUUUGGUGUAUGUCAUUGUGGCACUGACUGUAUUCUUCUACAUGAUUCCAAUUACCUUUAUAUCUGCAGUGACUACUUUGGAUAAUUUGGUGAAACUUCUUCCAUUCAUAAAGCCAAUUGUUAAGAUAAAGGUUUUGAAGACAGUGUUGGAAGCAUACCUCCCUCAACUUGCGCUGAUUAUUUUCUUGGCUUUGUUGCCCAAGUUGCUUCUGUUUUUGUCUAAAUUUGAAGGCAUUCCAACUGAAAGUCAUGCAGUUAGGGCUGCAUCUGGAAAAUAUUUUUAUUUUACCGUGCUGAAUGUUUUCAUUGGAGUUACUAUAGGUGGAACCUUGUUCAAAGCAUUCAAGACAAUUGAGAAGAAUCCAAACGAAACUGUAUCCUUGCUAGCUGAAAGCCUCCCAGGCAAUGCUACUUUUUUCUUGACCUAUGUGGCCCUGAAAUUUUUCGUUGGCUAUGGCCUUGAACUGUCCCGACUAGUUCCUCUGAUCAUAUACCAUUUGAAGAGAAAGUAUCUUUGCAAAACUGAAGCCGAGUUGAAAGAUGCUUGGUCCCCUGGAGACCUUGGUUAUGGAACUAGAGUUCCUGGUGAUAUGCUGAUUGUCACAAUUGUCUUAUGUUACUCUGUCAUUGCUCCUGUGAUAAUCCCAUUUGGUGCUCUAUAUUUUGGCUUAGGAUGGCUUAUACUGCGAAAUCAGGCACUCAAAGUCUAUGUACCAUCUUAUGAAAGUUAUGGAAGAAUGUGGCCCCACAUACACAACCGUAUACUAGCAUCUUUGAUAUUGUACCAAAUUACCAUGUUCGGCUACUUUGGGGUGCAGAAAUUCUACUAUACACCACUUUUGAUUCCUCUUCCCAUAUUGUCAUUGGUCUUUGGUUUUGUCUGUGCAAAGAAGUUUUAUCCCGCUUUUCAACAUCAGGCACUUGAGGUUGUAGCUCAUGCGCUUAAGGAAGCUCCUAAUAUGGAAUUGAUUUUCAGAUCUUUCAUUCCACCAAGCUUGAGUUCUGAGAAGAUAGAUGAUGACCAGUUUGAAGAUGCAUUGUCUCAAGUUUCGAGGUCAACAUCAUUUGUUUAAUGUAAUUAUCCGAAUUUCAACUGCUUUUUACGUGUUAGAUGAUGUAGUCUUGUAGGGAUACUUUUAUUAGUUGUUCAUAAUACGUCUUAGGAACCAGGGGUGUUGAGUGUUGUGAAUGUGUUCAUGUAAGAAAAUGUUGUGUGGGUCUGGUAUAUUAUCAUGUAAUGUUAUGUUUGUUCCACUUGUAAUAAUAGUUGCCAUCAGUGUUCUCGUGUUCUCUGUAAUUCAAGAUUUUUUUUAUUGAUGCUAAGUGAGAAGUGAGAAUUGAUAAUGA